This is a messenger RNA of Antechinus flavipes (yellow-footed antechinus), 1587 nucleotides long. It is a transcript of the gene THPO, whose product is annotated as thrombopoietin. Gene Ontology annotation, molecular function: cytokine activity; hormone activity. The record is from RefSeq and is a predicted model, not a curated record. The transcript has 6 exons. Lineage: Eukaryota; Metazoa; Chordata; Mammalia; Dasyuromorphia; Dasyuridae. Gene Ontology annotation, cellular component: extracellular region. Gene Ontology annotation, biological process: positive regulation of ERK1 and ERK2 cascade; thrombopoietin-mediated signaling pathway; cell population proliferation. Bases 310 to 1389 code for a protein of 359 amino acids.
GGGAGGCAAGAACUUCUCGGGAUGAACGUGAACCUCCCCAUCACUUUCCUGGCCUGUCCCCGUCCAAGCUGAGGCCGAUUUCAGGGCCUCCGGGAUCUGGGGGAGAAGAACGAGGCGGAGGAGUGGAAGAGCUCCGAGCGAGGCGUCCUGCUCCGCAGCUGCCCGGAAGGAGCCCCCAGCCCCUGCCCCCGGCGCCAGCAGCCCACUCCGCCCAGGCGCUCAGCGCUCCAGCCGCCUCCAUGGCCCCGGGCGGAACCCAGGGGAGCAGGCCCCCCGCAGGGAGCCACCCCGGCAGCCCGCCUGCUCAGCAUGGAGCUGACUGAGCUGCUUGUUGUGGCCAUGUUUCUCCUCACUUCAAGAUUAACCCUCACCCUGACCAGCCCCGCUCCCGUCUGCGACCCCCGGCUCUUCAACAAGCUGCUCCGAGACUCUGCCGCCCUACACGGCCGACUGAGUCAAUGCUCGGACCUCGGCCCGCUGCCCAUCCCUGUCCUGCUGCCCACCGUGGACUUCAGCCUUCGGGAAUGGAGAGCAAAGACGGAGCAGACCAAGGGGCAGGAGGUCCUAGGAGCCGUGACCUUGUUGCUGGAAGGGGUGAUCGCGGCCCGGAAGCAGCUGAGCCCCAGCUGCCUCUCGUCCCUGCUCGGGCAGCUCACAGCCCAGACGCACGUCCUCCUGGGAGCCCUGCAGGGCCUCCUGGGAACUCCGUCUCUCCCAAAGGGCCAGACUGCAGCUCACAGGGAGCCCACGGCCAUCUUCCUGAGCUUCCAGCAGCUCCUGCGAGGAAAGGUGCGGUUCCUGCUGCAUGCACUAAGGCCCAUCCUCUGCGCCAGGCAGGACCAGACAGCCCCAGCGACCCCCGGCAGCGGCUCCGUGCCCUCCAUCAGGACCGCCCCUGGGCUCACCGACCGGACCCUGGCAGCGCUGGAAAGGGGCCCGGGGAGCUCCGCCACGGAGGCCCCCGAUCCCACCAGGAUUCCCGGACUGCUGAACCGCACGGCCAGUGCCCCGGACGGAGCCCCUACGCACCCGAACGUGACCGUGGGGCCCUCAAACGGAACCCAGGCUCCCUGCCCCGCACCCGCCGGCAAUGCUCCGGCAGACUCCCACCCGCCUUCCAGUCAGGAGGGAACCUUCCGACCACCCAUUCCUUUGGCCGAACUGCUUUCUCCCCCAAGCAUCCCCCCUCCUGCACACCCCGUGCCCCCCUCUCCCUCACCCAGGGAUCGACUGGGCCCCACAGCCAGGGCUCCCAUCCCUUCUGCUCCCUCCUCGGCCACAAGCUCAGGUAACCCGGCUCCCGCACCCUGCUGCCUUCCCUCCCGGGACGAGACUAGGGACCUCAGCCCCCACCUACGUCCUCCUGGGAGCGGGCCGGAACACUCGUGAUCCCAGCCUGGCCCGAGCCCCCCUGCCCAGCCUGGCCAGACUCUCAGAACUCGAGGGCAGGCUACAGAAACCCGGAGGCCUCCCCACAACCCCCCAGAGCCUCCUCCAGCCAGAAGGGAACAUUUUUCACUGUACAAUUUCAGAAAAUAUUUUUUUAAGCAGAUAAAUAUUUGUCAGAAAAGUGGAUUCUCCCGGAAC